Colletotrichum paranaense is the source of this 426-nucleotide messenger RNA. RefSeq lists its product as uncharacterized. NCBI's taxonomy places the organism in Eukaryota, Fungi, Ascomycota, Sordariomycetes, Glomerellales, Glomerellaceae. The record is from RefSeq and is a predicted model, not a curated record. Gene Ontology annotation, molecular function: carbon-sulfur lyase activity. The coding region runs from base 1 to 426 and encodes 141 amino acids. The transcript is spliced from 3 exons.
AUGUCGUCCUCUUUUCGGGGUUCUUGCCUAUGCGGCGGGAUUGAGAUCCAGACUUCGUCGACACCACUCGCUGUCCUCUCCUGUUUUUGCAUUCAUUGUAGCAAGGGUGCCGGUGGGUCGCACCAAAUAAUUGCAAAGUUUGAGACUCAAUUCGUCCGAGUCCUCUCAGGGAGCAAUCUCAUCUGCAACUUCACGUUGGCCGACACAUCCAGUGGUUCUCCAAAAGAAAAGUCGUUCUGUCGCACUUGUGGGACCCCGCUGUGGACGACCCCCUCAUCCGCAAAGGGGCGAUACAUACUCAUCCGGACGAGUCUGUUGGAGGGCGGCACCGAACUGCGACCUGAUUCGGAGAUUUUUGUCAAGUUUCGGCCGCCUUGGCAGCAAGUGGUCGACGGAGCUGUGCAAUGGGAGCAGAUGAGAAAAUAA